CAUUUAGUUACUUUACUUGUCUCAAAGUUACUUCAAUAAUAUAUCGCUGCUGUAUCAAAUAAUUUAAUACAAGUGCUUAUUAGGAAAGAACGCUAAAAAAAAUGAAGAACUUAAUCUUAAAAAACAUUAUUGUGGCAAUACAAUUAAUUUUCCUGGGCAGAAUAAAUAUUACUGUUUCAACAAUUUCACAAAAUAAUAAACAUACGAUUCCAUCGAAUGCUCAAAGCUUUGAAAGUGAAAGUCAUUUUGUGAUAGUUAAUGAGUGGAAGUAUCUAGACUUUGUGUAUCCAACCUUUGUUGAUCGUCAAAAGGCCAUUCAAAAUGGAGAAUUUAUUCCAAAAAAUAAUGUGCCUUUGGGGAUUGAUUCUCAUCUGAACCGUUUGUUUAUUACAACUCCACGAUGGAAAAAUGGCGUUCCCGCAACUUUAAGCACCAUUUCGUAUCCCUCAAAGGAAAUAAGUCCAGCACUUAGACCAUAUCCAAAAUGGGAAGAUCAUGGAAAUCCACAAAAUCCCGAUUGCUCAAAAUUAAUAUCAGUAUAUCGAACAGUGAUAGAUAAAUGCCAACGAAUUUGGGUAAUUGAUUCAGGUAUUGUAAAUGCCACAAUUAACUUGAAACAGAUAUGUCCACCGAAAAUAGUUGUGUAUGAUCUAAAUUCUGAUAAAUUAGUUCUUCGGUACAAUUUUCCAAAAUCACAAGUAAAAGAGGAUUCUUUACACUCAAAUAUUGUUGUGGAUAUAGGAAAAAACUGUGAAGACGCACAUGCCAUAGUUUCAGAUGUAUGGAGAUAUGGUCUUGUUGUUUACAGUAUGUUAAAACACAGAAGUUGGCGUAUCACAAACUACAACUUUUCUCCAAACCCAAUUGCAUCAGAUUUUACAAUUGAUGGACUAAAUUUCCAAUGGUUAGAUGGAAUAUUUGGAAUAAGUAUCGCUCCUAAUCAAUCAAAAAAGGAUAGGGCUCUUUAUUUCCACCCAAUGGCCAGUUUUAAGGAGUUUAUGGUUUCGAUGAAUCUCUUGCUUAACGAACCGUUGUGGCAAUCAAAUACCCAGGAAAACGCGAAGUACUUCUUUUCAAUUGGAGAUAGAGGAUUUAACGGGCAAUCAUCUACAUCAGGAAUUUCAAGGAACGGAGUAAUGUUUUUUACCCAAGUUCAUCAAAAUAACAUUGGAUGCUGGAAUAUAGAGAGACCAUAUAUUAGAGCGAAUUUGGGAAAACUGGUCCAAGAGGAUAAUCUUAUUCAAUUUCCCAAUGAUAUAAAAGUAGACAACGGUGUUGACCAAAAUGUGUGGAUAAUGAGCAAUCGCUUACCUGUAUUUCUAUAUAGUCAACUUGACUUCGGUCAAAUCAACUUUCGAAUUUUAAAAGCUGAUAUUAAUAGAAUCAUUCAGAACACUGUGUGUGAUCCAAUUAAUACAUACAAUAAUGGAUCAAAGUCGGCUGUUGUCUCAAUAGAAGAGGGUCAAUGUUAUUAAAAACAUUUUUAAUGCAAUUUAAGUUCAAAAUUUUUUGU
Drosophila bipectinata is the source of this 1513-nucleotide messenger RNA. RefSeq names its product L-dopachrome tautomerase yellow-h (gene yellow-h). Gene Ontology annotation, cellular component: extracellular region. The record is from RefSeq and is a predicted model, not a curated record. NCBI's taxonomy places the organism in Eukaryota, Metazoa, Arthropoda, Insecta, Diptera, Drosophilidae.